Molecule: messenger RNA, 1098 nt
Organism: Colletotrichum spaethianum
Lineage: Eukaryota; Fungi; Ascomycota; Sordariomycetes; Glomerellales; Glomerellaceae
Product: homoserine dehydrogenase
Exons: 2
Coding region: 1-1098 (365 amino acids)
Biological process (GO): aspartate family amino acid biosynthetic process; L-homoserine biosynthetic process
Molecular function (GO): homoserine dehydrogenase activity; NADP binding; aspartate kinase activity
Source: RefSeq, a predicted model, not a curated record
AUGGCAUCGUCCAAGCAAGUUUUCAUCGCCAUCAUCGGUGCUGGCGGGGUUGGAAAGAGCUUCCUCUCCCAGCUCGAGGCCCUGGCCAGUCGACGACCCUCCCCUAAGCUGAACCUGGUCUACAUCUCGACCAGCAAGAAGGCGCUGUACGACGCCAGCUACUCCCCGAUCCCUAUCGCUGGCGCCGUAGAGAAGCUCGUCGCCGUCUCUCAAGCCCCUCCUGCUCUGCCCCAGCUCGUUGAAUACCUCGCCGCCGCCCCCGCCAAGGUCGUCCUGGUUGACAACACGAGCUCCCAAGAGGUUGCCGAUGCCUACCCCGUCUUCCUCGGCCGCGGCAUCAGUGUCGUGACCCCCAACAAGAAGGCCUUCUCUGGUUCCUACAGGCUGUGGCAGGACAUCUUCACCGCUGCCGAGAGCUCCGGCGCCAAGGUCUACCAUGAGUCCUCCGUCGGCGCGGGAUUGCCCGUCAUCUCGACUCUCAAGGACCUUGUUGACACGGGCGACCGCGUGACCAAGAUCGAGGGUGUCUUCAGCGGCACCAUGUCUUUCCUCUUCAACUCGUUCGCUCCGACGUCGGGUUCGGGUGGCAAGUGGUCUGCCGAAGUGGCUAAGGCCAAGGAGCUGGGCUACACAGAGCCUGACCCAAGAGAUGACUUGAAUGGUCUUGAUGUCGCUCGUAAGCUGACCAUUCUUGCGAGACUGGCAGGCCUGCCCAUCGAGUCGCCCACAUCCUUCCCAGUUCAAAGCCUGAUCCCCAAGGAGCUUGAAUCCUGCACGAGCGGGGACGAGUUCCUGCAGAGGCUACCCGAGUUUGACAGUCAGAUGGAGGAGACCAAGACGGCUGCUGAGAAGCAAGGCAAGGUGGUCCGCUUCGUCGGCAGCAUCGACGUCGGCAGCAAACAGGUCAAGGUCGGCCUAGAGCAGUUCGACGCAUCUCACCCUAUCGCCGCCCUCAAGGGUAGCGACAACAUCAUCAGCUUCUACACGGAGCGAUACGGCAGCAAUCCCCUCAUUAUCCAGGGCGCCGGCGCCGGUGGCGGCGUGACGGCCAUGGGUGUAACAGGCGACUUGAUCAAGGUGCUGGGUCAGAUUGCGUGA